AAGUAUCUAUAUCCUCCGAAGGGAAUCGCAGUAACAGAGAGAGGACCUGGUGGGUUUGCCACACGACGAAAUAAAGAUUACGGUCCUUACGGAAUAUUUAUUGAAUAUACUACCGAAGAAGCGCUCCCGACGAGAUGGUCUUUCGAAAAAGGGGAAGAAUACAUGACACAGUGGCUGCAGGCCGAGGCAGAUCUGCACGCUUUAUUGUGGGGAAGUGAUGAUGUCCGCGAGCAAGCAAAAAGAUCUUUAGAGGCACUGAAUGGUGAGAUACGAGGAACAGGGUCCGCACCCCAAGAAGGGCUGCUUGAAGUCACAAACUGGUAUAAUGCCGGACUUCAACUGAAGAAAGCUGUCAGAGACUUUCACGUCUAUGGCUCCACUGCGCGAUUCGAGGAUGUUCGUGAUUUCAUUUGGGAACGCAUCAGCAUCAUGAAUUACCCGCACCAGUGGAGGGUGAAACGGGAGGACUUCCUAGGGCGCAUUGCAGAUGCCGCACCAGAUUAUGCACGUAAGGAAGGGGACCUAGAUACUCAAGAUGCUAUCUUUCAAGAGUGGCAGCUAGAAAAUCCA
Molecule: messenger RNA, 570 nt
Organism: Aspergillus novofumigatus IBT 16806
Lineage: Eukaryota; Fungi; Ascomycota; Eurotiomycetes; Eurotiales; Aspergillaceae
Exons: 1
Source: RefSeq, a predicted model, not a curated record